AUGAAUGAAACUGGUAUCCCGUUCAUUGCUAUAACGCAUGAUCUAACUUCAAACGACUAUUCAGAAUGCAAGCCACCACCAGCUAUAACAGCAGUGAACAGAACAGACACCAGAUCGAUCCUCGAUCCUUAUCUAAGCGCUACUAGCGAACUAAUGAAAAUGCUGGUGAACUUGGCAGAUGAGACCAAUAUUGAAGUUUUGGCGAGAGCAGUCAAGAAGAACGCCACUGGAAGUGAAAUAUUUUGGAAUGUUGUUAUGGAAGAUGUAAGUUUUGAUUUUGGGAGCAAAUAA
Strongylus vulgaris is the source of this 291-nucleotide messenger RNA. The record is from the annotation of a GenBank genome assembly. NCBI's taxonomy places the organism in Eukaryota, Metazoa, Nematoda, Chromadorea, Rhabditida, Strongylidae.